AGUGCAUUGCUCAAAGUUAUUUUGGUUUGUUGCUCUCCUCCCCUCAUUUGCAUGAGGCUGAAUCUUGUCAGACAGACUCCACACCCACUGUAGUAACAGCUUAAUUCUUGUCCAGACUGCAGAGAGUCCUCCACGCAUUCGCUGUGUCAGCUGCUAAGUCGAUUUUCCUUUUGCAUGUCAUCAUGCGCUGGACUCUAGCUGGAUGCUUUGGAUUUGUGUUGAUAAGUAUAUCAGUCGCCCUGCAGAUCAGCCAGAAACCCAGGUUCUACGGAUUAAGACCUCGUAAGAAUGUACCUAUCUACUGCCAAGUCUCACAUCAACAUCUGAAAAGCACAGUGGAGUGGCACAAAGCCGAMAAAUAUGGCGCKGUCAAGAAUAAGGUUGUGGAUGAUGAAAGGAUUCGGUUUGGACAUCAACUUACGAUCCAAAACGCUUUCCUGUACUUCAACGACCUCAAAGUAGAGGACAGAGGAGUGUAUUACUGCUCAGUAAAUGGCACUUUUGGCCCUGGAACUGAAGUACAAGUAGUCAGGCCCUACGACCCCGUCAAAGCCCUGUACAGAAGCCAGAUGAAGGAUGGCCUUAUUGUCCUGCAGGGCCUGCUGUUGGGUGUUUGUAUCGGCGCUUAUCUACUGCGUAGACAAAAUCUGAUGAAAGAUAACGACAGCUUAUAUGAAGAGCCUGAAACUGACCACAUCUAUGAGGUUUGUUUAACCUGGUUUGACAUUUCCUUUGUUCAUUUAUUUUUAAUAAAGAUGUGUCACAUUCAAACCUCUUCACAGAUGUGCCUUUUUUGCAUAACAAGUACAAGUGUAAUCUUGACAGGCAACAGGAAGCUCUGGCUCUGUGCAUCAUUAACCUUUUUAACCACAACUGCUUUGUUUUUUCUCCAUCCUUUGUUGGAGCUGCUGGCAGCUUUGUGUCUGGACUACACUUUCCCUGUUGCCAGAAUUGAGUCAAAGUAA
This is a messenger RNA of Poecilia reticulata (guppy), 965 nucleotides long. NCBI's taxonomy places the organism in Eukaryota, Metazoa, Chordata, Actinopteri, Cyprinodontiformes, Poeciliidae. The record is from RefSeq and is a predicted model, not a curated record.